Molecule: messenger RNA, 3876 nt
Organism: Knipowitschia caucasica
Lineage: Eukaryota; Metazoa; Chordata; Actinopteri; Gobiiformes; Gobiidae
Source: the annotation of a GenBank genome assembly
AUGCAAGGAAAAAAAAGUGUGCGGAUUGAAGUUCAAGACCAAAUGUUGGAACACGAAUUCUGGUUAGCGCGAAUACAGGACCCUUGUAUCAUUGGAUUAGACUUGUUAGUUCACUGGGGUGCUGUGGUUGACCUUGUGAAGUCGACCCUCCCUCUUGGGCCUCUCACAGUUGAUCUCCAGCCUGAAAAGCGGACAAGAAAGAGGCAGAGAACCCGGAAAGUCACUCCAAGGGGGGUGGUUCCAGCGGUGGCGGUCCAGAUCCAGGCGGUCCCAGCGGCGGCGGUCCAGGUGGUCCCAGCGGCGGCGGUCCAGGCGGUCCCAGCGGUGACGGUCCAGGCGAUCCCAGUGGCGGCGGUCCAGGCGGUCCCAGCGGCGGCGGUCCAGGCGGUUCCAGAAGCGGCUGUCCAGGCGGUCCCAGCGGGGGCGGUCCAGGCGGUCCCAGCAGCGGCAGUCCAGGUGGUCCAGGCAGUCAAGGUCCAGGCGGUCCCAGCGGCGGCGGUCCAGGUGGUCCCAGCGGUGACGGUCCAGGCGGUCCCAGAAGCGGCGGUCCAGGCGGUCCCAGCGGCGGCGGACCGGGUGGUCCAGGCGGUCGAGGUCCAGGCAGUCGAGGCCCAGGCGGUCCUAGCGGCGGCAGUCCAGGCGGUCCCAGUGGCGACGGUCCAGGCGGUUCCAGAAGCGGCGGUCCAGGCGGUCCCAGCGGCGGCAGUCCAGGUGGCCGAGGCAGUCGAGGUCCAGGUGGUCCCAGCAGUAGCGGUCCAGGCGGUCCCAGCGGCGGUGGUCCCAGAUGUGGCGGUCCCAGCAGUGGCGGUUCCAGCGGUGGUCUCAGCAGCGGUCCAGGCGGCAGAUCACCGCUCCCCAACACCGGCUGGCGCUUGCACAGCCAGUCCCCGUGCCAUACCACCCCCAUCCACGGAGACUGUGAAUGCUGUCAAAGAGCUGUGGCAGCGCAGUAGUGAGGGCCUAGAUCAGUGUCAAAAAGAGCAGUUGAAACAUCUCUUGGACAGGUAUGUGGACAUCUUUGCCGCUCGAGAUGAGGACUGUACACAAACUCGGCUUGUCCAGCACUCUAUUGACACUGGUUCGGCCCCCCCAAUACGCCUUAGGCCCCAUCGGCUCGCCCUUUCAAAGAGACAGUUAGCAGAGGACAUGAUCCACAAAAUGCUUGCGGCUGGAAUAAUAGAACCAUCCAGCAGUCCUUGGGCAGCUCCAGUAGUUCUUGUGCGCAAGAGAUUGGGUGGGUGGCGGUUCUGUGUGGAUUACCGUCGUCUCAACGCGGUCACAAAGAAGGACUCUUAUCCACUACCCCGCAUCGACGAUGCUCUGGAUUACAUUAGUGGAUCAAGUUGGUUCAGCUCCCUCGACAUGCGAAGUGGAUAUUGGCAGGUGGAGCUCAGCCCCCAGGCCUGGGCAAAGACUGCAUUCACAUUCGGGCAAGGACUCUGGCAGUUUCGUGUAAUGCCAUUUGGCCUGUGCAAUGCGCCGGCAACGUUUGAGCGUCUCAUAGAGCGGGUGCUCACCGACAUUCCUCGCAGCCAUUGUGUGGUGUACCUGGAUGACUUGCUGGUCCAUGCGAGUGAUUUCAGCAAAGCUUUGGGCCACCUGAGCGGCGUCUUCAGUGCUAUUUGUCACGCUGGUCUGCGGCUGAACCCUGCCAAGUGCCACCUUCUGCAGAGAGAGACUACUUUCCUGGGUCAUGUGGUCAGUGCUGAAGGAGUAGCGACUAACCCAGAGAAAGUAGCGGCUGUCCAGGAUUGGCCGAUCCCGGUUAACGUACGUGACCUCCGCAGUUUCUUGGGACUGGCGUCCUACUAUCGCCGCUUUUUCAGGAACUUUGCCUCUGUCGCAGGGCCCCUACACCGCCUGACGGACAAAGGAAAGCCUUUCGUUUGGACUAACAGCUGUGACACUGCUUUCAACCAGCUAAAAGCAGCCCUCACAGCCGCGCCCAUCCUUGCGUACCCGCACGUAGAUCUCCCCUAUGUGGUGGACACAGACGCUAGUGGCACCGGAAUUGGGGCUGUCCUUUCACAGCAGGGAGGCGAAGGAGAGCGAGUAGUGGGGUACUACAGUCGCGCUCUCAGUCGUGAGGAGAGGAACUACUGUGUCACACGCCGAGAGCUGUUGGCCGUAGUGAUGGCAGUACACCAUUUUCGCCCCUAUUUGCACGGCAACAAGUUCCUCCUGCGCACAGAUCAUGCCUCACUGACCUGGCUUUUAAGUUUCAAGCAGCCAGAGGGACAAGUAGCUCGUUGGCUGGAAGUUCUCCAAACUUACAAUUUUGACAUUCAACAUCGCCCUGGACAACAACACAAUAAUGCGGAUGCCCUGUCACGACGCCCGUGUGUUAUAGCAGAGUGUCGUUACUGCGAGCGCCAGGAAGAGCGGGAUCGGGACAAGCCUAGGGUUUCCACUGCCACAAUUAACCCCCCUGAUGACCUGUCUUCAGAACAGCUGCAGCAACAGCAAGAGUCCGAUACCACCCUGGCCCUGAUCAGGAAGUGGCUGGAACUGCCCAGACGUCCUGAAUGGCCGGCAGUCUCCCCCCAUGGCACUGAUAUUAAGGCCUAUUACUCUCAGUGGGGAAACAUUGAGCUUCGUAACGGCUUGCUGUUCCGGAGGUGGCGGGCUCCAGGGCAGGGCAAAGACAUCUUACAGUUAUUAGUGCCCCGUUCACUUCAACCUCAGGUCCUUCAGAGUGUGCACGGUUCAAUUGGCUCAGGCCACUUUGGCAUCUCCAAGACCCUCCAUCGGCUUAGGGGACGUUUCUACUGGCCCGGCUGCCGACAGGACGUGGAAAUACAUGUGCAUUGCUGUGAUUUGUGCACUGCUCGGAAAGGUCCCACCCAGCGCUCACAUGCCCCCCUUCAGCAAUACCUGGUCGGGGCUCCAAUGGAACGAGUAGGUGUGGAUAUUCUUGGGCCCUUUCCUGUGACCGAUACUGGAAACCGCUACGUCCUAGUAGCCAUGGACUAUUUUACGAAGUGGCCGGAAGCCUAUGCUGUACCAGAUCAAAGUGCCGCCACAACAGCUGGAAGACUGGUUGAUGAGAUGUUCACCCGUUUUGGAGUGCCCUCUGAGCUUCAUAGUGACCAGGGGCGGAACUUUGAAUCCCAGGUGUUCAGUGAAGUUUGCAGACUGCUCGCAAUUAAGAAGGCGCGGACAACUCUUCUCCACCCCCAAAGUGACGGUCUAGUGGAGAGGUUUAAUCGGACUUUGGCUACCCAACUUGCUAUCCUGGUCAGCAAGCACCAGCGUGACUGGGACCGUUAUCUUCCCCUCGUCCUCUGGGCCUAUCGAACUGCAGUCCAGGAGUCCAGUCAGUGCACCCCAGCUGCUCUCAUGUUCGGUCGAGAGCUCCGCACACCCGUGGAUCUGGUGUUCGGGAGCCCUCCGGAGCCCGAGAUUGCAGGAGGGCACGAGAUGGACUAUUUCCAAAGACUCAGAGAGCACCUGCGGGUGGUGCAUGACUAUACUCGCCAAGUUCAAGCCAGUUCCGGGGUACGUCAGAAGAGGGCCUAUGACAGUCACUGCCGCGGUCAGCCCUUCCAACCUGGGGACAAAGUGUGGGUUUAUUGCCCCGAUCGAAAGAAAGGUAUCUCUCCUAAGCUGUGCAGUCAUUGGAGGGGGCCAGCCGAAGUUGUGGCACACCUGUCCGACGUGGUAUACCGUGUACGCAUUCCAAACAAGGGCCGUUUUGUGGUAUUGCACAGAGACCGGCUAGCUCUGUACCGCCCCUAUGCUCCUGAGACUGUUGGUGAAGUAGACGGAUUACUUGUCCAAGUUCAUCUGUCUCCCAGACGCCCAAUUCGCCAACGUCGUCAACCUGGUCACUUGAGAGACUAUGUGUUAUUUGAUGGGGUUGUCGGGGACGACUAA